Molecule: messenger RNA, 834 nt
Organism: Cokeromyces recurvatus
Lineage: Eukaryota; Fungi; Mucoromycota; Mucoromycetes; Mucorales; Mucoraceae
Product: Ctr copper transporter family-domain-containing protein
Exons: 3
Coding region: 44-658 (204 amino acids)
Biological process (GO): copper ion transmembrane transport
Cellular component (GO): membrane
Molecular function (GO): copper ion transmembrane transporter activity
Source: RefSeq, a predicted model, not a curated record
UUCUUCUUUUUUUUUUUUUCUCUCAUUUUAUUAUAAACAUAACAUGGAAGGACAUGAAGGACACAACAUGUUAGGACAUGAUAUGAAGGACAUGCCUGGACAUCAUAUGCCAGAUCAUCACAUGCCAGGACAUGAAAUGCCAGCAAUGUGUUCUAUGAGUAUGUUAUUUAACUGGCAAAUAAAAGAUGUGUGUAUUGUAUUUGAAUGGUGGCAUAUUCAUAAUGAAAUUGAAUUGUUUAUUUCAUGUAUUGUUAUAUUCGUUAUUGCUGCAGGAUAUGAAUAUUUACGUGUUUGGUCAGCUUCAAUGGAUGAGCAAUGGACACUAGGAGAUAAGAAGAAGAUAACAGAUCAAAGAAGCCCUUUAGUAGCAAGACAUUAUGAAGAAGAUUAUGAAACGGCAGCAACUAUAAAUACAGGAUCAGUCGAUACAAAUCAUUUAUCAAGAAAAGGCUUUUUAACGAUAAGACAUUCUAUUAGACAUCGUAUUUUAAAAUCAGUUAUUUAUGCAACACUUGUAGCCAUUAGUUUUUGGCUAAUGCUUGUAUUUAUGACCUAUAAUGGCUAUUUAAUGGCUGCAACGGUAUUAGGUGCUGGUUGUGGGCAUUUUAUUUUUGGGCAUGGAAAAUUAAAAGCAAGUCGAGAUAUUCAGUGUCAUUAACUCCUUUUUUUUUUUUUUCUAUCUCUCUUUCACUCCUUAAAACCUCCUAUAACUUAAUAUAAAAGGGGCUAUUUUACCUCUUCCCCUUCCUUAUUAUUAAUAUAUUUCAUAUUUAAUUUUGCAUUUGCAUGUAAUUUAAUUCGAUAAAUUAAACAUUGUAAGUGUCUUUUUUUUUU